AUGUCUUCCAAAAGCACCAUCACGUCACGCCUUGAGUGGCAUGCGGCGCUCGACACCACGAAGGCCCCCAAGACUACAGAGAAGACGAAGUUCCAUCGCAAGAGUUCCAUCAUCGCGACCAUCGGUCCUAAAACUAACAAUGUCGAAAAAUUGACUGAACUGAUCAAGGCCGGCGUGAACGUCGUGCGCAUGAACUUCUCGCACGGGUCCUAUGAAUACCACCAAAGCGUGGUUGACAACACUCGCAAAGCCGUGGCUGGCAUGCAAAGCCCCCGCCCGGUCGCGAUAGCAUUGGACACGAAAGGACCGGAGAUCCGGACGGGACUGAUGAAGGAUGACAAGGACAUACCUAUCCCUGCCGGUCAUGAAUUCAUCGUGUCUGUUGACCCCAAGUAUGCCGAAGCCGGGGAUGAGAAGACGAUAUUUGUGGACUACACCAACAUGCCAAAAGUCACUGCCCCUGGCAAGCUGAUUUACGUCGAUGACGGAAUCCUUUCUCUUCUCGUGCUUUCCAUUGACGGGAGCAACAUCCAUGUCCGCUCGCUGAAUAGCGGAACUCUGUCUUCGCGCAAGGGUGUUAACCUACCCCAAACUGAGGUCGACCUUCCCGCUCUCUCUGAGAAGGACAAGAAGGACCUUCAGUUUGGUGUCAAGAACAACGUCGACAUGAUUUUCGCGUCAUUCAUCCGCCGUGCGGACGACGUCAAGGAUAUCCGUAAGGUUCUCGGUCCUGACGGCGCGAACAUCAAGAUCAUUGUCAAGAUCGAGAACGAGCAAGGCGUCCAGAACUUCGACGAGAUUCUUGCCGAGACCGACGGUGUCAUGGUCGCACGUGGUGACCUCGGUAUCGAAAUUCCUGCCAGUCAAGUUUUCCUAGCGCAGAAGAUGAUGAUCGCCAAGUGCAACAUGGCUGGCAAGCCCGUCAUCGUCGCUACCCAGAUGCUUGAAUCUAUGACCUAUAACCCCCGUCCCACUCGUGCGGAAGUCAGUGACGUUGCGAACGCAGUUAUGGACGGCGCGGACUGCGUCAUGCUUUCGGGAGAAACCGCGAAGGGCUCGUAUCCCAUUCAAGCAGUCUUGAUGAUGGCUGAGUGCUGUUUACUGGCUGAGUCCGCUGUCUGCUAUCCUCCUCUCUAUGAUGAGCUCAGGAACACCACUCUCAUGCCGACGGAGACGACUGAGACUAUCGGUCUUGCUGCCGUGGCUGCUGCGCACGAGCAAGGCGCCGGUGCAAUCGUUGUUCUGUCCACAAGUGGGAACACUGCUCGCCUGAUUUCCAAGUACCGGCCCAAGUGCCCUAUCAUCGUUGUCACUCGCAACCAGCAGACAUCUCGUCAACUUCACCUCCACCGCGGUUGUUAUCCCGUCUGGUACCCUGAGCCUCGCAAUGUGCAGCCUCACCAAUGGCAGACCGAUGUUGACAAUCGCAUCCGGUUUGGUCUCCGCAGCGCUCUCGGCCUCAACAUCUUGAAGCCGGGAUCGACGAUCAUUGCUGUUCAAGGCUGGAAGGGUGGCUUGGGUCACACCAACACUUUGCGCAUCCUGUCCGUCCCCACGGACCAAGCUGACCUGGAGAUGCAACCUCUUGGCGCCUGA
This is a messenger RNA of Punctularia strigosozonata HHB-11173 SS5, 1596 nucleotides long. RefSeq names its product pyruvate kinase. Gene Ontology annotation, cellular component: cytoplasm. Gene Ontology annotation, biological process: glycolytic process. NCBI's taxonomy places the organism in Eukaryota, Fungi, Basidiomycota, Agaricomycetes, Corticiales, Punctulariaceae. The record is from RefSeq and is a predicted model, not a curated record. Gene Ontology annotation, molecular function: potassium ion binding; magnesium ion binding; pyruvate kinase activity. The transcript is spliced from 13 exons. Bases 1 to 1596 code for a protein of 531 amino acids.